Messenger RNA from Suillus paluster, 4576 nucleotides. RefSeq lists its product as uncharacterized. Gene Ontology annotation, molecular function: oxidoreductase activity. NCBI's taxonomy places the organism in Eukaryota, Fungi, Basidiomycota, Agaricomycetes, Boletales, Suillaceae. The record is from RefSeq and is a predicted model, not a curated record. The coding region runs from base 62 to 4462 and encodes 1466 amino acids. The transcript is spliced from 19 exons.
ACUUAGCACCAGAGCAGCAGAACAAGGAUAUUAUCUUACUCUAAACUUUACUCUUGCGUGGAUGACGGAGCUCGAAAGGGCUGUAGAGGCGCUCAAAGCUGCCGUCAAACACAAUGGAAUUGACAAGCGCGUCGGCGACGUUGUCAGCCAGUUUACGUCGUACCUUGUUCUUUUGAAAUCGUCCUCCCCUUCCUCACAAUCAAUAUCGAAACUUCGUUCCAUCCUCCGUCGAUCACUCCUUCCCUUAUAUGCUGCCGUUCCCGGACCUGCGCUCCAACUUUCCUCUGCCGUGCUUCGCAAAGUCAUCGAUGACAAGUUAAGAAAUGCUCUGAAUGCACAAAAUUCUCAGUUAAGCGCCUCGUGGAAUGAGGUCGCAAUUGCCCUUUUAUCAGGUGUUUUGGACUUUCUUGACAAAAAAUGUGAUGAUAUGACAAAGGAAGCUACUGCAUCAGCGUUUUAUCCGACUAUAUGCACGCUCUUCUUUUACCAGGACACGUCCUUGACCAUUUUACCGCGAACACAGACGACUGCAUAUUCUCUGCUACACGAGACACUUGCCAAACAUCCAGGCAACCAACGAAGGCUGCGGGAUCAUGCUGUUCUUGGAGGGUCGCUGAUCGGCAUCGCAAUCUCGCGGUCCAAAGACUACCUUGUGGUCGAGGCCCUUUUGACUAUUGUGGGAUGGCUGAUCCCACCGACGUACGAAACUGAGCAAGGGAAGGCGAAACGAACAGAAUUCAUUAACGAACUUUUUGGCUCCGAGAAGCAUUUCAGCUGCAGUCAGGAAUUAGUUGGUAUCCUCCAAUACAUUAGCAGCUCGCACUGGGAAGAUACAACAAUGAAGGUCAUUGACGCUCUGGCCAGGAGCGAUAUCACAUUCCCUCAACCAUUUUCCUUGGAUGAGGUUCAUGUGUGCGGCAAAGCUUAUCCUCAGGCGACUGCAUUCGACCGCUUGUACCUGGAUAGAGACUGCUUCCUUGCUAACGUUAUCGAGCAGGACGAUGUUUGCGAGAGCUUGAAGAUCUCCUACGGCCAUAUACGCUCUGUCACAAUCGAUAUCUCAAAGGCGCCGCCGCCCAACAAAGCCAUCGUCCAUGUUGAUUUAACAGCUCCACCAGUUAUGGGAGAAGUGCCAUUGAACAUCCUGGUCGGUCAGAGCCUCUACUUGAAGUUCGACAUUGAACGGGAAGAUUUGAGCAGGCUCAUGGAGGCUCUACGGAGACGCGGUGUGGUCAAGCUCAGUUUCUUGGGUGAAAAUCUUCCAAAGCAAACGAGCAUACGGAGAAGUGUUGGUCUCGCCCAUGGUAUUAGACUUACGGGCGACUCUCCACCGCCACCGCAUGGUUCACAGUAUGAGGAUAAAGUUAAACAUGUCGAAAAUGUGUACGAAACCAACUUCCCGGAUGAUGCACGAUCUGUUGCCGCCCAGUUUAAGCAAGAAUCCCUGUCGGCGCGGCAUGUACCAUCUCCAACACCGGCUAAAACCAAGCCUGACGUUCUGGGGUUCAAAAAACAUGCCAGCGUCGAGUCCCCCACAAAGACUGUCCCCAGACCUCGUCCUGUAUCCAAGACUGCGAAAAAAGUCGCGCCACUUCCGAUGACUCCGCCUCGCAAAAGUCCUGCGGUAGACAUCACCCCUCAUGCAGUGCACGUCUCUGUGUUUGGCGAAAGCAACGAUGAGCUCUCGGAAAUAUCCGACGACGAUCCUGCUCCCAAGCCCGUCGCCAAAGCUCGUCUCGUAGUCCAUUCGGCGCAACAUGUCAAAGCCGAACCAAUUCCCAGUCUUAACGCAAAAAGCGACAGCAUUCCACCAGUGCCUCUAGCCAGACGCAUCGCCAAGCGGAGGUUGAUUGUGGAUUCCGACGAAGAAGAAAUACAGCUCACGCCCAAGACCGCUCAGAGGGUGGCAGUUUCAUCACCCAAGCCAGAUACAAACGCGGAGACUAUGACGACAGAACUCGGGAAGUCACGCCGCACCUAUAACACGCGUUCUUCCACCCUGCGGUCGUCUAGCACUGUAGAUUCCCACACAGAUCAUCCAGAAACGAUUCCUAUGGAAAUCAAGAGGCUGUCCACACCACCUCGUGAUGAGGCCAUUCACCCAGGGCCAGCUGUGAAUGAAGCCAAAAUACAUCUUGACGACGCCGCUUUCUUGAAGGAGGCUAUACCCGAUGCGGAAUUGUUGCCGGAAACAACUGCGCACGGAAUAAUAUCCACUUCACCUGUGAAAAAGAAUCUGGCAACAGGAAAAGGAACUACGCGGCGUAGUUCUCCUUCAAAACUCGUAAACUCGCCCAACUUGCCAGCGAAGCUGGCAGGCACUCGGCGCAAACGGGAGGAUGCGAAUUCCCCCACGAGAGGAACCAUGGCUCUAGAGGACAAUCAUCCACCUAAGAAGAAGGCCCGUAAUACUGCUAGUGGCGACAUCCAAACCAUACGCGAUAGCGAAGCGGCUACAUUGCCCAACCCUUUCGCACCGUCAACGUUGUCAACAACUACCGCGAAGACUACCAAGAAGUACGGGAAGAAAGGGAAGGCGCCGUCGCCCAUUCCGCCAGAGAACGUAGACUUUGACGAAGUUCCUGGAGCGACUUCGAGAGGAAAAACGAACGCGCGCGCUAAGGUUGUCAAGGCUUCGAAGCCGGUACCAAAGAAGGUUUCAGCCCCGAUUUCCGGCAGACAAACCCGCGCGAGCGUCAUGCGACGCAGGAACGAGAAGCGACCCGCGGUUGAGCUACCCACGGGGGUCAGCGCAAAGCUCGAGUCAGAACCUGAGAUUGGGAUAGUCGCUACGCCGGAACCACUUGAUCAAAUUGCGGAAGUGAAGUUUCCCCUCAAUGAUGCGACCAAUGACCUUGCAGUGUCCCUCAAACCAGAGUCUGCAUCAACAAAGGAAGUCGAGAAGACGGACAUGGGUCAGGCGAGCACGAGCACAGUCGCCUCAGAGAAUUUGACCAACACCAGAAACACCAAUGCAGUAAUCAUCGACAACAAAGAUUUGGCUCCGGAUCGUACUAAUCCUACUCCCAAACCGAAGAUGGCACCCUGGGAGGACCCGGUAUUCAUUACACAACAUGCCUUGUCUGACGAAGUGAAACCUUUGGAUAUCAGUCCCCCAGAUGAAGAUCCGCUUGAACCCAUCCAGGAUGUCGCGUCGGAAGAGAUUUGUGAAGCAGUCUUUGGUGAUUUUAGUGAUUAUUCAGUAUCAUUGAAAGGAAGCGAGGAUCCGAUUCUUCCUGCCUCCUCAGAUCCCCCUCCAUUACAAUUGACCCCACGUAAACCUCCUGUCUGUAUUGACCUCACGCAAGACCCGACUCCGGUGAAGAAUGGCCAAGAAUCAGCAAAGCAUCGUGGAGUGGCCAAGGAUGUUCGGAUGCUCAUCAGUGAAGGCCUCGCAGAGAACUCUAAGAAGUCUGCUACAUUUCCAAGCGCUUUGCAUGUCACCCACGUCACCAGCCGUCAAGACGAGCACGGGACACGCACCGGAGCAUCAAACCCGCCCACCGAUGACGCCAUGGGGGUCAUCAUGUCGCAAGAUCUUGCUCCCCUGCUUAAGAUUCCCCCUCGUAACGAAGAGCGACAAGAGCAGCUCGCAGCGUCGAAUAACCCCCUCGUUGCCGUUAGAACUACGGAUGCGGAAGGCUCUUUGACUAAGCCUCGCGAUAUGAGGUCCUCACCUUCCGCUCCAGUUCGUCGGAGGCAAUCGGUAGUUUCUUUUGCAUCACCGCUCGUGACCCGGCCCAUUUCCAAUGAUGUUGUCCAGGCCUCCAGCAUGACCCGCUUGACGACUAAUGUUCGAUCAAACCACCAUGGGGCGUCUGGAAAUGGGAUCUACGAAGCCAACGCACGCCCACCCAAGGAACCGGUUCUGGACUGUGUCAUCUCACUGGUUUCUGACGACGAGUUAGAAUCACCUCCUGCACGAAAGCCGUCCUCCAAUCGAGUACGAUUUGAGGACGUUGGGUUACCAUCUUCAUUUUCCCCACUCACUCUUAAAACGGGUUCCCACCCAGUCAAGCAAAUGCCUGAAAAACGUGCAAAGAACUCGCCAAGGCAGAACAAUCACCACAACAAUAAGUCCGAUGAGGGUGAUGAUAUUCAGGGCAUAGUGGACGUAUUGAGCGAUAUCCAGGCUGUCAUCGUAAAAGGCAUCGCCAACAAGUUCAAAAGUGUCGACAGAGCCGUCCGCGCUGGGAGGGAAGAGCUCCUGUGUGGCGCAGUUGAAGACUUAGAGGCGUUGGCAGAUGCAUAUGCAAGACAAUUCAACUCCUUCAUAGAUCUGGAGGAGGGUUAUUCAAAGCACCGCGUGGCCAUGACACGUCACUGGGAAGGCUUGAUCAAGUCCAGCGAGCGUACUCAAGACGAUCUGAAGAAGGCCCUCCAGAAACACGACCGCAAUGUUUCUUCGAAGAUAUUCCCGAAAUCGCUACUUCCGCCGAACUCCAGGUUCUCGAAGCCUUAAUGCCGUGUUUCCCGAUAGUCGUCGACAUGUAUUAUACCCACUUGUACCUUGCCCGAAUCCUUUGUCGUCUAGUACUGCUGUUUGUACGAAUCGAAGAUCGUGUAAUGUUUGAUU